Molecule: messenger RNA, 2580 nt
Organism: Histoplasma mississippiense
Lineage: Eukaryota; Fungi; Ascomycota; Eurotiomycetes; Onygenales; Ajellomycetaceae
Exons: 4
Coding region: 1-2580 (859 amino acids)
Biological process (GO): mitotic chromosome condensation
Cellular component (GO): condensin complex
Molecular function (GO): chromatin binding
Source: RefSeq, a predicted model, not a curated record
AUGCCUCGAGUCGUCAACCCCCCCCAAAAGAGCCAUGGGCGUGGAUCUUCCAAACAGGUCACCACGCCGCGCAAGAAUUCUCCGAUGAAGAUCCCAUUAAACGAUGAUGCGGGUGAGAAGGUUGCGCGCUUUCAGUCCCGACAGGCGCUCCAUGAUCUUCAAAUGAAUCAGAUAAAAGCGGCGGUCAAGACGCCCAUGCCACCAAUGCGCAAGAUCAACAGCUACGACCGAGCAUCGAGCAGUAGCCCGCGAACCCCGCGCGGCUCCGGCGCAAGAACAGGAGGCAGAGAAACCGAUUCAGGCGGGCGGCAGAUCGUCAAUGGCAGAGCAGUAACCCCUAUGAAACGAGUGCCUAUCUUGGCAAAUUUCGAGGAGUGGAUGAAGAUGGCCACCGAUAAUAAAAUUAACGCGGCUAAUUCGUGGAAUUUCGCUCUCAUUGAUUACUUCCAUGAUAUGUCACUACUGAAGGAAGGCGACGGGGUUAAUUUCCAGAAGGCUAGUUGCACGCUUGAUGGAUGCGUAAAAAUCUAUACGAGUAGAGUUGACAGUGUUGCGACUGAAACGGGCAAGUUGCUCAGUGGAUUGGCGGAUAGCAAUAAUAAAAAACGGCAGCAAGAUGAGGGCGAAGGCGGUGAAGGUGACAAUGAUGAGGAUGAUGAAGAGGAGGAGACUGGGGAGGAUGGCACGAAGAGAAAAAAGCAGAAGAAGACACGAUCACACGAAAGCACCCUGGCACCUUCCUUUGCUUCCCUGCAAUUGAAGAAGUUUGAACUAGAAUUUGCUGUCGAUCCGCUAUUCAAGAAAGCUUCAGCAGAUUUCGACGAAGGGGGUGCAAAGGGGCUUCUUCUGAACCACCUUUCAAUCGAUGGCACCGGUAGGAUUGUAUUUGACAGCAGCGAUGAUGCCUGUGAUGCCACGCCAGAUGGUGACUGGAACCCCAGAAAGGAUGAUCGGGAAGGGACUGCGGAGACGGGUGCACCACCGUCACCCUCACCAGCGCCACAAACUAAUGGUUGGGAUGACGAAAAUGUUGAAAUUGACCUUGGGCCGUUAGCGAACAAAUUCUUUUCAAAUCUUGAUAGUUUGGAUGAGCAAGAUAUCUGUCCCUCUUUGAAAGAUUUUGAUCUCGGUGACCCAAGUGGCUCGAUCGAUAUUCCUUUCCUACGUGCGCCUGAUGAUUGGCGACAGGAUAAGUCACAACUCGAACCAGGUGUCGGCUUCGGUGAAGGUGGUGAGGCGUGGGCCAGGGAGGCUGCUCUGGAGCCUAUGCUAAAAGUCCUCGGUAUCGAUGGCGGCGAUGAAGGUAUGGAUUGUGAUUCUAAUGAUCCGUACACGAUUUCUCUUUCACAUCAGCCCGCUGCCAAAGAGCAUGACAACAUUUUCAGCUAUUUCGACAAUGCUUUACAGAAAAAUUGGGCCGGACCCGAACACUGGAAAAUCCGAAGCAUCAAGGAGGUGACUACUACAUCCACUAAUGCGGCUCCUCGGAUACGCAAAGAAAAAGAACCAUUUGAAAUUGAUUUUGCUUCGCCUCUUGACCCUACUCUCGCCGAAAUGAUCUAUUCCCAGUCAUCUUCUAACUCCGCUAUAUCCCUGCCAAAAACACAAUGGAAGACCAAAGGUAGAAACCUGCUACCGGAUGAUAAGCACUUUAACUCACGAGAACUACUUCGAUUGUUCCUCAAACCCAAGGCCAGAAUGGGAUUCAAAUCGCUUGGGAAAACCCAAAAAAAUAAAGACCAACAAAAUAUCUCAAACAGUAACGAAAUGGACGAGGCAUUCUGGGCUGCACAUAAAUCUAAUGCCGGGCAAACCAGCAUGGAUGAGAGUGCUGCCCCUACAGGCGCUUAUGACGCCAACUUCUUUGCGGAUGAUGAGGGUCUGGCUUUCCCACAUGGGCUUCCCAUGGGAGGUGAUGGUGAUGACGAUAACUUGCCAUUCGCCGAUGCGAGAGAAGCAUUUUCGCCUGCCAUGGACCCUAAUGCUCGCCCAAGCACAGCUGCCGGUGAAGCUGGCGGCCUCUCUGGACUCACUGCUUUGUUAAAUGCUGCUGCAACUCCAGGAGGAGCGCUUGCAGGUGGUUUCGGGUCUCAACUUGUUACUCAAGGGGGCCGAAGAGUGCGGCCUGAGUACGUUGCUUACGCUAGAGUAGCUAAGAAGGUCGAUGUACGACGAUUAAAGGAAGAAAUGUGGAAGGGUAUGGGUGACCGAUUAAUCGCGUCGUCAGCUUUCAGCUCGUCAUCCCCUUCGGCAGCGGUAACCUCGAUAGACUCGCCGAAACAUACCGAAAUUCCAACCUCCGCGCCUACAGAACCGACAGACCAGACGCAAGACGAUGCUGGCGAGGAUGAAAAGAGCCUUCGAUUCACAUCCUUAAUGCAGGGCCUCAAAUCAGCAUAUCCUGAACAGGCAUUGCGUGAUAUUAGUACCUCGUAUUGUUUCAUCUGUUUGCUUCACCUGGCUAACGAAAAAGGCCUGGUGCUGGAGAAUAAAGGUGGGAUGGAUGGGUGGGGGGAUAAGGGACUGGAAGAAAUUUAUGUGACCAAAGAUCCGGGUGCUGUUAUUGAAGGAGAGGCGUAG